AGGAUGCAGCCGCUGAGCAGGUCCACUCCUUUCAGGAGCCAAGGGGAGGCGUGAUUGGCCGCUGGCCUUAUCUGGGUGGAGCUGUAGGAGGGAUAAUACUUCAUUGGCACAUUCUGCAAGGCCCCUCCCACCUCACUGACGCUCUGCCCUUGGCCCCUGUUAGCUGCCUGUGUAUCUGGGAAUGCUGUUGUUGCAUCAGAGGGGCAGUAUUGGAGAUUGCCGAACUCAGGGGCUAAGGUCAGGGUCAAGAUUCAAGGGUCAACACAACUCAGAAGCUGCAGGGGUGGAUGUGGAAGGACCUGAAGCCAAGCUGCACCCACCAACAGGCAUGUAGAAGCUGUACGCACUUUGGAAAUCAGCUUGUCCUAACUCCACAACUGACCCCUGGAGACUAAUGAUCAAUGAGACGGGAAGCUUACUUUCACUUUUACAUCCUUGUUGCACUUGUUUAGACAUUCUAGAACUCUCUGGAACUUGUGUCUUUAUAAUUUAACACUGCACAACUUCCCCUGAAACAAUAACCCAGCACAAAUAAAGUCACUAUGCGUCACAUCCACGUGGAACUGGCUCGUAAAGAGCCAGCUGUUGAGCUUCCAGCCCAGGACGGUCUACCUCUCCCUAGCACUCGGAGCGAGACCCCUGAAUCUGAAGUACGGCGAGUCGUUCCCAGACCUUUUGGAGAAGAAGAGAUCAGGCUUCAAAAGGUCUACCAGCUAUCCAUCCUCUCCCAAAGAGGUGGUUUUAGUGAAAAUCAAGAGACUCUUCGGCCUAAUCGAGUAGGUAUGAAACGUAGCCUGGAGGGGACGUCGGUACCUGUCACACACAAGCGUCUUUUCCAACAGGAUGAGGAUGAGGAUGAUGAUGACUCCAAUGGGGAGGUGCUGUGUGGGUCUGGGGUGGAACCACUUUUUUCUAACUCGCUCCUUGAGCACAGAGACUCAGAAAUCCCUAGGUCACCUCCCCUUUCCCCUUCGCAUCUACUGAUUCCUGGUCGCCGCCCAGCCCAGCACAACCACGACAGACCCAUCCCAGAUGCCUUCGCCCCGCUGUCCCCAAAAUCUCCCCCUAUGGUGGACCCACAAGGCACUCACUCCAACUGGGGCCUCUGUGAAGGGAGUCCUCCUACUCUUACUCCCAGAACCGAGGCCUCCACAGCAGGAAAUGUCCUGGCUGGCUCCAGCGAAGGAGCACGGGACGAAGGCCAUACCUCUGUCGACGUCAAGGGCAUGUUGUGCACCACAGAGAGCAGUUGGGCACCUGUCCCAUUUUCAACACCAGCUGAAGCUGUCGAAUGGCGGACAACUUUUGAAUCUUCUCCUCCACCAUCAGAGAGGAAGACCUCCUGCUCCUCCUCUUCUUCCUCCUCUAACGGACUGAGCUCUCUUGAGAAAACACCAGUGGAAGCAAAUGGCCUGACAUCAGGAUCAUCCAAUUCCUGCCCAGUGAAGAAAAGACUUCUCUCCUCCAGUGAUACAGGAGAGUCCUGCUCAGAAGAUGAGGGUCCAUCUACAUCAAAACGAAGUCGACUGGCAAUGCUGGCACCAGGACUCGGAUUAGCAUCCUGUCGCAGCACUGAUGCCAAGGGUGCACCCUUCUGGAACCAUCUACUACCCUCAGCAAGGGAGCACACCAAGACUGCUACAGACUGUUCACGAUCAGGGAGAAGACUCAAAGUGGGGAGUCGACUCAAAUCUCGACAGUUACGCAGUGGACGCCGAACAGACACCAGUCGCUCCUGUAGUUCAAUUUCCUCUUUAUCCUCCAUUAGCAGACCUCUUCUUGGCAACUUUGAGGAGUCGAUUCUGAAGGGUCGUUUUACUCCAUCUGGGCGGAUAGAGGGCUUCACAGCAGAGAUCGGGGCUAGCGGCUCCUAUUGCCCGCAACAUGCCACCUUACCUGUGCAAGUGACGUAUUAUGACACCUCCGAGCACAGCGCCCCUUCUCCCUUCCUGGGGGUGAUCUUGCUAGAACCACUUGGGAAAGGAUACAGCGUGCCCAAAGCAGGGACCAUUCAAGUGACCUUAUUUAACCCUAAUAAGACUGUGGUUUAAAUGUUUUUGGUGACGUAUAAUUUUGGGGACAUGCCCGUUAAUCACAUGACCUUCUUGCGCCAUCGUAUCUUCCUGGUGCCUGUUAAUGAGGCGGAGGGGAAGGAGGGCUCCUUGUCUGACAGGAAGAAGAUUCUCUGCUACUUGAUACACCUCAGAUUCCAGAGUUCCAAAUCUGGGAAAAUCUACUUGCACAAUGAUAUCCGGCUGCUAUUCUCCCGCAAGUCCAUCGAGGUGGACACUGGGAUUCCUUACGAGCUGAAAUCUUUCACCGAGGUGCCAAGAAACCCCAAAUACUCCCCCAGAGUGUGAGAUCGUCAUGCCCUGCUGCAGUGGGGCAGAAGGACUCAAUUAAAUAAGAUUGCAAGACAAGAGACCCCUAUACACUUGAACACAUACACACUUGCACUCAUACAUGCAUACGCAGACAGAUGUAUGUACAUGCACACAGAUAUCACACCCUUUCAAGGGCAAACUCUAGAACUGAGUGUGUAACAUGCAUGCCUUGUGACUAAACUGAGUUUUCCUCUAGUGCCGUUAAACAGUUAAGCUUUGCCCUUCACUCUGCCUGCACCUGCCUACUGUGGACCAGUUGUAACCAUGCCCACCAACCCGAUCUAUUCUAAAAUGUUGGUGACCAUCAGUAGAUCCAGCCUUCCUUGAUUAAAGAGGACUGAUUGAACAUACAAAGAGGUGUUGAAUGAGACCAACAGAAAUGUAUGGAGGCGAAGCAAAUGGAAAAAAGAGACUUCUGAGGCCCAGACUGGAGUUUCAACAAUGGACACCACCUGUAACUUGCCCAUUGGUGGGGCUAAGAAAGUUCUAGAAAGAAAGACACCAACAGAACAGAGGACUGAAAGUACAUCCAUUUGGUAUCGGCAUUGUGUUCGUAAAGCAUGGGUCGUAAAGAGGAGAAUAGCUCAUUAUUUUGGACAUUUUCUCUUUUUGGACGGCAGUUUGGAGGACAUUGCUGUUUCAACUUCAUCUAAACAGUCCAAGAUCAGAGCAGAAAACAAACCGUAGUAUUUAUGUUCGCAAAUGUC
Molecule: messenger RNA, 3091 nt
Organism: Cyprinus carpio (common carp)
Lineage: Eukaryota; Metazoa; Chordata; Actinopteri; Cypriniformes; Cyprinidae
Source: RefSeq, a predicted model, not a curated record